UAGUGAGAGAAAAUCUUUUACUUUGUCGUGAGAUAAUUACAUACUCUAGAAAAAAAAUUAUUCAAAACUUGUUGAAGUUGAGGGAAAGAGAAGCUGGCUAUUAAAUAAAUUAAAAUAAUAAAAUGACGUUGAAAGACGACAAGGAAAUCCUAAUCAACGACAACGACGACGCUGCUGAUUUUGUUAAUUCCGUUGAAGUUUUAAGAAGAUGCUCUAAAGAGGACAUUAUUGAUACAUCUUGGGACGGAAGUUACUAUGCUUCCUUUCGUGAUCAAAGUAAAGAGACUGCUAACAAGACCCCACCUUUUGUGAGCAUCAUGGUGAGUGGCACUGUGAGCCCGGAGGACAAGAGUCACAGUUCAACUCAGACGGAACCAGCGCUAGCAAUAAACUGCAGCCUAAGGGACGUAAGUUUGUCGUUUACCGACGACUACAAUGCACGUGAAUCAACGUCUAACGAAAAUUCUGAUCAUUACUUGCGAAGUAAACGGCAAAGGUGUAAAUCUAGCGGUGACAACAGGGAACUUCGGCCCUGGAAAAAGACGAAAUGUACCGAAUCGUGUACAUCGAGUACGUCAGAUAUUUCAGACCCCAAGGCAUCUCUUGGGGACUCAACAAGCGCUCUGACCAGCGCCUCAGAGAUAUCGUUCAAAUCUGUUAACAGCAACCAUUCUUUUAAAGUUAGGAAGAGGAGACUGAAAUCUGAUUCGAAUCUAUUUAGGGAUGCUCUACAACGAUCAAGGAAGAGUACUAAUCUCAGCAGACUAAAUUGUCAUGAAGAUAACACGUCCGGUGGCACGCCGAGGAAAGAAAGAAGUUAUCGUCGAAAUAAGGCGAGGUCUUGGCGGUUUGUUGAUUUAUGUGCAUGGAUUGGCAGAAAGGGGUACCAGUCUAUCACAGGCUUGUACUCUGACAUGAUUAGAGAACCCAUUGGUCGGAAAGAAACAUUCAUUGAAAAAAAUGAAGAAAUUACAGAACUCAAAAAGUAUUUGGAGGAAGUUGACAACAAACAAACGCGGCUAGCUCAGGAGAAUGUUUUCUUACAAGAACAAAUGAAAAACAUGAUGACUAAGCUCGAAGAACUGGAGGGUAAGCUCAGCCGACAUGAAUGCCAACAAUCAUCAACACUAGUCCCAGCACCAUCUGCACCACCACCGCCGCCUCCGCCGCCACCGCCACCGCCACCACCGCCGCUACCGCCUCCGCAACCCGCGACUAAACUAGUCCGCUCACAUACAAUACCAAGAUGUGGAUCUGCACCCCCAAGGAUCACUGGGCCACGGCUGACUAUCACGCCGCAAGACAUAGCUAAUGUGAAACUUAGGAAAACAAAGGACAACCCAGUGCGGUCGAAACCAGUACCUAAAGACUCGAUGCAGCCCUUAGUGACACAGCAGAUGCUUCAGAACACGCGAGCAAAGUUGGGCCGAUCACGGCCAAUCGCUGCUUCAACGCCAAAGCAACAACUAUCGGAACUAGAGAAGUGCCUCCUGCAGGAGACUUCAACAACCGCACUGUACAGGCGACGCGUGGCCCGUGGGUCUUUCCGCAGCGCGGAAGACCUGCGCCCGCGGCCUUAUCCCGCCUCCCGCGCCGCGCGAUCUCCACACGGCCCACGCUCCCCUCGAUCUAACUCGCUACCUCGCGGUGUGCAAAUAACACCUAUAAAUUUUAAUAACUGUGGUGCAUUAAAAUAACCUUUCUUCAUGUUCGUCAAUAAUUUGUCUUGCAAUUUUUUGAAGUAAGCUGAUCAAUAAUUUAGCGAUUAGUCUAUUAUUAGAGGAACUAUUAAUACCUCCUUAAUUAAGGCUUCGGAGUUGGCCGAUACUUGAAAGUAUUUCUAGAAGUGUUGAUUACUCUAGAAUAUUUAGCUUUGCUAUUACACAAUCGUACUUAAUACCUUUUAAUAUAAUUUUGUAUGAUUUUGGCUGUAAUAUUUACAAUAAUCAUGGUCAUUUGGUCAUCAAUCAAGUUUCGAUCACUUUAAUUUAAAUAUUAUUAGCAUUUAGAAUUGUAAAGAAUCCUUUGAAAUUUACGUUUAUUAGUAUUGACAAGAAAAUAUAAA
Messenger RNA from Ostrinia furnacalis (Asian corn borer), 2065 nucleotides. RefSeq lists its product as uncharacterized. Bases 123 to 1697 code for a protein of 524 amino acids. The transcript is spliced from 6 exons. The record is from RefSeq and is a predicted model, not a curated record. Lineage: Eukaryota; Metazoa; Arthropoda; Insecta; Lepidoptera; Crambidae.